AUGAGUCCCGGCCAGAGUCAACACCCUCGGAACAUUACCCACACAGAAGAAGACAGCGACGACGAAAUGUGGGACUGGGAUAUACGACCGAAGCCCUCAGAGGGCCCAUCCGCAGAGCCACUACUCUCCGAGGAAGCUUCAGGCGAUCGCGAGAGGGGGAGAAGCAGCUAUGAAGGCGUUGAGGUAGACGAGAGGGCUCGGGAAAGAAGGCGACAUGAGAUGCGGAGCAGAAGCCCAACCAGCGCUUCAGCUAGAGCCGAGAAUCGUAAAAAGUACGUGAUGGCGGCGAUCUUUUUGGUCUUAUCGCUCGUUUCGUUUGUGGUACAAACUGAAACGGCUCAGUACAUACAGCUUGAACUCGGAUGGCAGAAGGCAUAUGCCAUGUUAUACUUAACCCACGGGUCCUGGGUUGUUCUCUGGCCUACUCAGCUUCUGAUCCUCAAGAUGCGUAAACCCAAUACGCCAUGGGGGGCAUUCCUCACUGGGCAUCUUAGCCACAUCAAGACCACUGCCCAGAUGAUCAUGGCGUCAUCUACCCGCCUUUCCCACUCCCAGGUCCGGGCCGAUCCGACCUACUAUAUGCUCAAAAGGAUCAUAUUCAUAACCUGCGCUCUCACUUUUGCUGGGUCAACCUGCGCAUUCUUCGCAUAUGCGUUCAGUAUCCCUAUGCUUCAUGAAAAGCCAAGAGCGCUGAAGAUCGGGAGUGUGGCAAUCGCGAUUGUAGGUGUACUGGUUGUCGCAUAUGGUGAUGGUAACAGCGUCGACGAAAAUGAGACGCAAGGUGAGAAGAACCGUGUCCUAGGAAACAUCAUUAUCGGUAUCGGGAGCGUUCUUUAUGGGUUCUAUGAGGUCCUUUAUAAGAAGGUAGCGUGUCCGCCCGAAGGUACAUCCUCGGGUAGAAGCGCUAUUUUCGCAAAUACCGUAGGCUCCGGGAUUGGGGCUUUCACUUUGUGUGUUUUAUGGAUCCCAAUACCGAUCCUACACUGGACCGGUAUCGAGACAUUCGAGAUCCCAAGCGGUGAGGCGGCUAUUAUGCUUGCCAUCUCCGUCUUCUCCAACGCUGUGUUCAGCGGGUCUUUCCUGAUUCUCAUGAGUCUCACUAGUCCCGUUCUGUCUAGCGUUGCUGGGCUACUCACAAUCUUCCUGGUUGCAAUAACUGACUGGUUCAUAUUCGGCACCCCGAUAAGCACCGCGGCGUUAUUGGGUGGAGUGCUAAUUAUUGCGGCGUUCGUACUGCUGAGUUGGUGUACAUGGGAGGAGAUGAAUGAGGAGAAACCUAAGGUAGAGGAUGAUAUUACUGAUGAAGAUGACUGA
Morchella sextelata is the source of this 1314-nucleotide messenger RNA. RefSeq lists its product as uncharacterized. The record is from RefSeq and is a predicted model, not a curated record. Lineage: Eukaryota; Fungi; Ascomycota; Pezizomycetes; Pezizales; Morchellaceae. The coding region runs from base 1 to 1314 and encodes 437 amino acids. The transcript has 7 exons. Gene Ontology annotation, cellular component: membrane.